GUUAUUCUACCCAUGCUGACACUACAGGCAUGGCAUCCUUUGAUUUGAGAGACGAGUUGGACUGCUCCAUCUGUCUGCACACAUAUACAGAUCCUGUAAUGUUGAGAUGUGGACACAACUUCUGCCGGGUCUGUAUUGAUCGUGCACUGGAUACGCAGGACCAGUCCGUUUUUUUUACCUGUCCUGAAUGCAGAGAAGAGUUUCAGGAGCGGCCUGCACUUAUGAAGAACUUUGCUUUGUGUAAAAUAAUGGAGAAUUUACUAUUUACUCAACCAAGAGAGACGGAAACCGGGAUCUUCUGCACUUACUGUGUGGACUCUCCUGUACCUGCUGUUAAAGGCUGUCUACACUGUGAAGCUUUUCUGUGUGAUAAACACCUGAGAGUUCACAGCAAGUCAACAGAACACAUCUUAUCUGAACCCAGCACUUCUCUGGAGAACAGAAAAUGUUCUGUCCAUAAGGAACUCUUAAAGUAUUACUGCACUGAGGACGCUGCUUGUAUCUGUGUUUCCUGCAGUUUGGUUGGAGAACACUGGGGACACCGAGUGGAAAUGCUGGAUGAGGCCUAUGAGAAGAAGAAGAAAAAAAUGAGAAAUGUUCUACAGAAAGUGACCAUUAAAAGGGAGGUGAUGGAAAAAAGAGCCCAGAGUCUGGAAAAACACAGGCGAAAAACAAAAGACAAAGCAGCUAAUUUAAAAGGAAGAGUCACUGCCCUGUUUACAGACAUCAGAAGACAACUGGACGACCUUGAAAACAGGGUCCUGAGCGAGAUCUCAAGGCAAGAAGAGCAGGUGUCACUCUCACUCUCUGCUCUGAGUCAGAAAAUGGAAAUCAAGAAGGAUGAGCUUUCCAGGAAGAUAAGACUCACUGAGGAGCUAUGUAACAUGACUGAUCCACUGACUGUGUUACAGGAACCACACACAGGUGACUUGUAUAGUCCAGUGGAAGAGGAAUGUGAUGAGAACACAGGUGUCUAUGAUAAACCACUCCAUGAUGUAGAUGAUCUGAAUGUGGCUGUGGUCUCAGACACAUUACACACAUUAUGGGACAUAAUAACAGGAAUAAGGAGAGGGAUCUAUGUGGAGGAUCCUGCAGACAUAUUACUAGAUGUUAAUACAGCUGGUAAUUAUAUCCUUAUAUCAGAAGACCUGAAAACUGCAUCCAGAACCCUAAUAAACCAGAAUAGCCCAGAAACAGCAGAAAGAUUCCAGUAUAAUCAAGUUUUAAGCAGCAAGACUUUUUCUUCAGGGCGACAUCACUGGGAUGUGGACAUCAGUGAAGCAGGGAGUUGGAGGGUGGGGAUCUGUUAUCCCAGUAUGGACAAAAGGGGACUUCAGUCAUAUAUAGGAGGUAAUAAGAAGUCCUGGGGUUUAUUUGGUGGGAAGUGUAAUACUCAGUAUGGAGUAAUACAUGACACUGCAUAUAUCCAGUUACCUCACAAGAUCUCCAGUAAUAGAGUCCGAAUUUAUGUGGAUUAUGAGGGCGGGCAGUUGUCCUUUUAUGAGCUGUGUGAUCCCAUCAAACACUUGCACACCUUCACUGCCAUCUUCACUCAACCACUUUAUGCUGUAUUAUGGCUCCAUGAUGGUUGUCUCAGAAUAACAGAGACUUGUCACAAUCUGUAAGACUUUAUAAUAUUGUGAAAAAUCCACCCACAGCCUGGCAGAAAAACAUA
Bufo bufo (common toad) is the source of this 1675-nucleotide messenger RNA. Its product is annotated as E3 ubiquitin-protein ligase TRIM11-like. Gene Ontology annotation, molecular function: protein binding; zinc ion binding. Lineage: Eukaryota; Metazoa; Chordata; Amphibia; Anura; Bufonidae. The record is from RefSeq and is a predicted model, not a curated record. The transcript has 2 exons. The coding region runs from base 30 to 1625 and encodes 531 amino acids.